GCUUCCCACAGACGCGAGGGACCUUCAGACUCCACUCGACGCACUUCGUUCCAGUGCUGAGCCGAGCCAUGCUUUCCCACGUCUUGAGGAGCGCAGGGCUGCGUUGGAAGCACACCUCCUCUCUGAAGGUGGCCAAUGAGCCCAUCUUAGCGUUCACUCAGGGCAGCCCCGAGCGGGAGGCACUGCAGAAGGCUCUGAAGAACCUGAAAGGCCAGACAGAAGCCAUCCCCUGUGUUGUCGGGGACGAGGAGGUGUGGACUUCUGAUGUGCAGUACCAGCUGUCGCCCUUUAACCAUGGACACAAGGUGGCCAAGUUCUGUUAUGCAGACAAGGCCUUGCUCAACAAAGCCAUCGAAGGUGCCUUGGCUGCCAGGAAAGAGUGGGACCUGAAGCCCGUGGCAGACCGGGCCCAGAUCUUCCUGAAGGCGGCAGAUAUGCUGAGCGGGCCACGAAGGGCUGAGGUUCUCGCCAAGACCAUGGUGGGACAGGGAAAAACCGUGAUCCAAGCGGAGAUCGACGCUGCAGCGGAGCUCAUCGACUUCUUUCGAUUCAACGCCAAGUUCGCCGUGGAGCUGGAGGGGGAGCAGCCUAUCAGUGUGCCACCCAGCACCAACCACGUGGUGUACCGGGGUCUGGAGGGCUUCGUGGCAGCUAUCUCCCCCUUCAACUUCACCGCAAUCGGAGGCAACCUGGCGGGUGCACCCGCCUUAAUGGGCAACGUGGUCCUGUGGAAGCCCAGUGACACUGCCAUGCUGGCUAGCUAUGCCGUCUACCGCAUCCUCCGGGAGGCUGGCUUGCCUCCCAACAUCAUCCAGUUUGUGCCAGCUGAUGGGCCAACGUUCGGGGACACGAUCACCAGCUCAGAGCACCUCUGUGGCAUCAACUUCACAGGCAGUGUGCCCACCUUCAAACAUCUGUGGAAGCAGGUGGCCCAGAAUCUGGACCGUUUCCGUACCUUCCCACGCCUGGCCGGAGAGUGUGGCGGGAAGAAUUUCCAUUUCGUGCACAGCUCGGCCGAUGUGGACAGCGUGGUGAGCGGGACGGUGCGCUCGGCCUUCGAAUAUGGUGGUCAGAAGUGCUCAGCCUGCUCGCGCCUGUACGUUCCCCAGUCUCUGUGGCCACAGAUCAAAGGGCGGCUGCUGGAGGAACACAGCAGGAUCAAAGUGGGCGAUCCUGCAGAGGACUUUGGGACCUUCUUCUCCGCAGUGAUUGAUGCCAAGGCCUUCGCCCGCAUCAAGAAGUGGCUGGAGCAUGCACGCUCCUCCCCCAGCCUCAGUGUCCUGGCGGGGGGCCAGUGCAAUGAGUCAGUGGGUUACUAUGUGGAGCCGUGUAUCAUUGAGAGCAAGGACCCACAGGAGCCUAUCAUGAAGGAGGAGAUCUUUGGUCCAGUGCUCACAGUGUAUGUGUACCCCGAUGAGAAGUACAGAGAGACGCUGCAGCUGGUUGACAGCACCACCAGCUAUGGCCUCACGGGGGCAGUGUUCGCCCAGGAUAAGGCAAUUGUCCAGGAGGCCACGAGGAUGCUGAGGAAUGCCGCUGGCAACUUUUACAUCAACGACAAGUCUACUGGGUCCGUGGUGGGCCAGCAGCCCUUCGGGGGUGCCCGGGCCUCUGGAACCAAUGACAAACCGGGAGGCCCCCACUACAUCCUGCGCUGGACAUCGCCCCAGGUCAUCAAGGAAACUCAUAAGCCCCUGGGGGACUGGCGAUAUUCCUACAUGCAGUGAGCUCUGCUCAUCACCUGUACCAUCCACCUGUCUGUCCAUCCAGAUGACUGACAUCUCUGCACUGACCCCCCCACCCCCGCUCCCCACCAGCUCCUCCUGGACUCUUUGCAGUUGAACUUGAUCCAGUCCUGGCCUUUGGGCUGCAUCCUGACCCCUCCUCAUUUGGUGUCAGGUGCCCAGGCUUUGGCUUUGGGUUAUACUGGGGAGGAAGAAUCAGUUCACCCAGAAAUCUCAUCUUCUACGAAACACCCUGGUGCCUGGCAGGCUCUCCAUCUGUCUGCUUCUGUCCCCUCAUCCCAGGCCUGGUGGCUCGGAGACACUCGGGACAGAGAGACACUCUCGGGACCCUCUGGGGAAAGGAGAUAGCUUUGGUGAAUCUCCUCAUCACUCAGACCCCUGACCUUGGCCUUGGCCCUUCCACAUACCAGUGAGAUAGGACCUCAGUCAGGAGGCUACAGGGGUGCCAGUUGGCUUCGCCCCUUGGUCUGCUAGAUCCUCCUGCAGGCACUUGUGCCCAGCCAUAUGCCUUAGACCCAUGUGCCUUCCUCUAGGUCGCCUGGGUGUCCCUGAGCCCUCACCCCUCCUGGCCAUCUGCUGGGAGUGUGGUCAUCUGGGAAACCUUGAGGUGGGCCUCCAUUUUAUGCUCUUGUCAGAGCAGCCAGCCCAGGGGUGGCUAGGGUGAGUUCCUACUUGAGUCCUGGAUGAUGUUGUUGAGAGCGUUCCCCUUUAAGGGCUCCACAUAGAGCUGGUAUGGCUGUCCCCAAGGGCCACUCCAGGUCACUACAAUCUACACUCAGAGGCAGGUACCGGUACCAGGCCAGCUCUGAGUUCUGCUUCCUUUCAGGGUCUUUGCUGUCUCCCAGGGAGCAGGGCUGGGCUGCAGUGGUCCUAGUUCUGCUGGUUCUAUAUGGAGAGAGGGUGGGGUACACUUACUUCCACCCAGAAAAACACCAGCUACCCAGUCAAAGUUGUGGUGGCUGAGGAGGGAGAUGAGGGGCUGGCUAGCUUCUCUGUCCCAAUCUAGUGUAUUGCCAGUGUCUAGUCAUAAGGUGCAUUCGACGACCUUGGUGGGAUGGGUGGGCUCUGAGCCUGGGGAGUCCCUGCUAGAGGAAGUAGUGACUCUGGAGCCUGAUCUGAACUCUGGUUUUAGAUCUUGGCUUUCUCUCUCCCACCAAUGUGAUUGUCAAAAAAUUAUGCAAAUUCCCCAACCUUCCAUCUCUCCAGCUCUAAAAUGGCGACGAUUCCCCGUGUACACAGAGUAUCAAGUGAGCUAAUCCAUGAGGAUUCUGGACAGCGCAAGACAAGUGAUCAGACCUUUCACCUUUUUGCACAUUGUUCCACCACCACCACUGUGUGCUGUGUGUCAAUUUUGCUGGGCCACAGCCCCCAGAGAUCUGCUCAGCCAUUGUCAAAGUUUCUGUAAAGGUAUCUUUUGGAUGAGAGUAAGAUUUAAAUAAGUGGGCUUUUAAAAUUUUUAUUGUGUUUGUGUGUUUGUAUAUACACACAUUGUGUGUACUGGUUGCCCACAGAGGCCAGAAGGGGAGGAUUAAAACAGUUGGGGCUGGUGUUGGCAGGCAUUUGUGAGCUGUGCAGUGUGGGUGCUCAGAUCCAAACUCUAGGUGUCUGACAGGGCAGUGAGCACUCUAACCAAUGAGCCAUCUUUCCAGCCCCCAGCGUGUUUGUUUUGAGGCAUGGUCUUGCUGUGUAGCCCAGAUUGACCUCAAAUCCGGAUGCCUCAGCCUCCCGAGGGCUGGGUUUUGGGUGUCUCUAUGCCUGACUGUAGGAAGCACAGCAGAUUUUUUUUUCAUAGUGUGAAUGGACCUUGAAUGAUCAGUUGAAUAUUAAAAUACAGCAGUGGAUGAGCUCGCCCAGGUGGGGAAUUUGCCAGCAGCUUCUCUCUGGAGGCAGUUCUUCCCUGGCCUUCCCACCCUCCCUCCAUCUGUCUCCUCAUACCCAUCUUCCUCCCUUUCCGCACCCCAUGGAGU
This is a messenger RNA of Chionomys nivalis (European snow vole), 3712 nucleotides long. It is a transcript of the gene Aldh4a1, whose product is annotated as aldehyde dehydrogenase 4 family member A1. NCBI's taxonomy places the organism in Eukaryota, Metazoa, Chordata, Mammalia, Rodentia, Cricetidae. The record is from RefSeq and is a predicted model, not a curated record. Gene Ontology annotation, molecular function: L-glutamate gamma-semialdehyde dehydrogenase (NAD+) activity. The coding region runs from base 69 to 1727 and encodes 552 amino acids. The transcript is spliced from 15 exons.